UUAUUCUACAUUAAUUUGAUUCUGAAUGAAAUUUGAGUAAGACCUGUAAUAUAUGAUAUUAAAUGAAAGAUUUGAAUUAGAUCACUUGUGUAUGUAUGUUAAUGUAAUUUGACAAGUACUUGCAGAAAUUAUUAGUGUUAAUUUGGUCUGUGCGGCGUGAUAAUUACACAGAAAGAGUAGGAAGUUGCUUAAUAUGGAAAGGAAAUACGAGCAGGAACUUGCUUAACAUUGAAAGGAGCACCUGCAUUACUUAAAUAGUUGUUCUGAAGUUCAAAAGAACAACUUGUCUGUAGAGAGUAGAGAUGUGAUACAAGUACUUGACAGUUGUUUGAUGGUCAGUUAACAUGAAAACUUUAAGCCUAGAGUCCCGGCGGCCACACUGCAACUGUAGUGGAAACAAUCGUUUAACUGUUACACAUUUAUUUUAUUUAUGUUUUUGUGGUUUGUAUUUUAUGCCAGUUACAUGCAGUUUUGGCUAUGUGCGUAUAGUGGGUGUUCUUCUUUGUGCCGGGAGGUUAAGUUUAGGCUUAGCUUUGGCAGAAUAUGGUUUAGAUACAUAUCUUUGUCAUUUUCCAAUUUUUGUGGCGGUAUGUAGAUUUUUUACCAAUCAUGUCUUUAAAGGAAAUUUUGCGUUCUAUGUAAAUAUGUUUUUUUACCAGAUCUAUCUCCAUCUUUCUAUCAUUUUGCGAACUUUUGCCCUGCACAAUAACAUCGUUGUCCUUUUAGUUUUCUACUAGUCAAACAAAUGGCAGUGGUCAUUGAGGCAGCAAUUUAGAGCAUGGUGGUCGCCGAGGUAGCAAGGAGAAAAAGUCUCACAGCAACAAGAGACCAGUGGAGCACCUUGUCCGUGAUGAGAAUUAUUUAAUCUGUCCACCUGUAUAGUUAUGUGUUAAUUUAGCUUGAGGAGUAAUGUUGCAAGGUACUUUGCUUAUUAUGAACAAUAGCUUCUUAUUGAUGAUUAGCAACAAAAAAAUGUUGCAAAUGUCUUUUCGGUGUUAAAUGCUUAGAAAUCUUCUGGAAAUUCCACAAGUAUCAUUUGCCGGUGUUGGGGAUCAUUUUAUAAUUCUAAUGAGGUGAUAAUGGUUCAGGAAAAGGUGGUGGUGGAUUUAAGCUUUUUGGGGUUAACAUAAAUUUACAAGAGGACUUGUAUAAUACAUCUCCUGAAUCUAGUUCGAAGAGGAAGAGGAUUCGUAAGGAUUGCAAUCGUGAUUUGUGCAAUCGUGGACGACAACACCAUGGGAUUGCUCGUGAUGAUCCUGGCUAUCAUUCUGAUAAUUCGCUUCAUGUCCAUUCCGGAAGACCUGCCCGUGUGCGAAAUAAAGCGAUACCAUGGACCCAAAGUGAGCACAUAAGUUUCUUGAUUGGUCUUGAAAAGCUAGGAAAGGGUCACUGGAAAGGAAUUUCGAAGGACUAUGUGCCCACUAAGACACCAACUCAAGUGGCCAGUCAUGCACAGAAGUAUUUUAUUAGGAUCAGUGGAGUAGAAAAGAAGAGAGCAAGCCCUUUCGACAAUAUGUUCAGUGUAUCUAAUUCACCUCCUCGCUUGUCUACUGCCGCAUCCUUUAAUGCUUCAGAAGGUUCCCAACAGGCUAUGACUACUGCUGUCAACUCUUCAAAGAAAGCUAGUAGAAAACGUGGACUGGAUGGCUUAUCGGCUAAUAUUGCAGCUAAUAAGAGGAUACCCCCAGUGUCCGCAACUAGAGCUAAUGCUUCAGAUGUGUGUCACAUAUCAAACAAAACUGGAGACCCUGGACAGAGCUUCGCUGCAGCCCUUGUUACACAGCAGACGGAAUUGCGUCCAAUGCUAACUGAUAAAUUCCCCAGUUAUAUCUAUGACUCAAGCAGGCAUGCAAUUUUCCCAGCACAAGGUCUGUUCCGUCAUCCUCAACCCAUAACUAACGGAACAUCUCAAGCACAGCCAGCAACUACAGUAGCUGAGAAUUCUGCUAUUUUGCACCAUUACUGAAUCAGUAUCCGACUGUCAAGGAACUAAGGGUUCAAACCUGCGGCAAAAAGCAAGAACUCGAUGUUCAUCCAUUUACUAGCAUGAGUUUUACUAUAAAUUGCAUAAAAGCUGCUGCCAAGUUCAUCAGUACACAAGCAGUUGAACAAUUUUAUCUUUGGUGUAGUUCUUGGUUCAGACAUUGUAGGUUGAGAACUAAUUUCGUGUUUCUGUAUUGACCAGGAGUUUUUGGUCCUUAAUUGAGAUUUAAAAACUUUCUUGGUACAUUUUUUUUUUUUUCUAUUUACCUUAUCUGUCUGAUUACUCUCUUUUGAAUAACAUUUUGCCCUAACCUUUCA
Molecule: messenger RNA, 2301 nt
Organism: Daucus carota subsp. sativus
Lineage: Eukaryota; Viridiplantae; Streptophyta; Magnoliopsida; Apiales; Apiaceae
Exons: 9
Coding region: 1514-1966 (150 amino acids)
Source: RefSeq, a predicted model, not a curated record